AUGCUUGGAGUUUCAACAAGCCCUACUUCUAAUAGUCAGGCAGCCCACAUCGCGUCAGUAUUCGAUCUUACAAGAGAGGCUUCUGGGUUUUGUCAACCAGGUGUUCACAUUUAUAAAGAAAACAAGCUUAAGAUGGCUAAGCAUAUGAAUAUCGCUUCUCGGCAUUCCCACCUUUGUUUGUCCGAUUUUUCCAACAGAUAUGAAAACUUCCAGGGCGUUGAGAGAGGCGAAAAUUAUGUAUCCGGACAGCUUCAACUUGUAAAUAGCAAAAAACGCAAAGCUGAUGAAGCUGAUUUGUAUGCCUACAAAAGUUCCUUGGUGUCCAUCCACCCUCAUUCUGUACUUCCAUCAAAUCAAUCAUAUGCUGUUCACCAAAAUUUAACUCAAUAUGGAGUGGGAAAUGCCGAGUCUGGUUCGCACAAGCAGAAUCAUUAUGCCCAGAUUUCAAACGGGUAUCCAUCAAAUCUUAUUGCUGCGUCAGAUGAUGUUUCGGGAUCCAGAGAUCAAUCAAGCUUUGCUUCGAAUGUUUUAAAUAAACAUUUGACUAACAGCAUUGCUGUUGCGUCAAACAACAAAGCUGGCACUCGAGCCACAAUAAGCGAGGGAGACUACACCAUUGUCGUCGGCGAAGUCCUUAAUUCUAUGUCCGAAAGCUAUGAAGUUAUGGCUUUUCUUGGUCGCGGUACCUUCGGCCAAGUAGUAAAAUGUCGCUGC
This is a messenger RNA of Protopolystoma xenopodis, 714 nucleotides long. NCBI's taxonomy places the organism in Eukaryota, Metazoa, Platyhelminthes, Monogenea, Polystomatidea, Polystomatidae. The record is from the annotation of a GenBank genome assembly.